AUGCAGCGCUGUAAGCUUCUGCGUUCUAUUGAUUUUAGCGGCGUUCGGCUACCCCGAAAGUACAUAUCUAUGGGCGGAUGGUGCGGCCCUGCGUUGUUGCUCGGGAAGGUGGGGCUACGCACUGAGGCCUAUCCUUUUGACUUUAGCCGGUGUACCCUCGAUGGUAUUUUACAUUUCAUCCAGAACGGUUUCUCGUGCGGCUUUUACCCACCGGAGCCGCCUCCAUAUAAACCUGAAUGCGUUGGCAUUUGGGUUUUAUUUCGCGGACUGCAUACAGCCUUUGCUCACUUCGACCUUAACGAUCCCAAAAUAAAGGCCCAGUUCAGUCGCAAGAUGGCUCGUUGGAACAACAUCAUUGAUAAACCAGAUAUGCCGGUCACCUUCUUUCGCUCUAUAGUUUCCCGCGAUCCUCUGGAGGAGGUUCAUCUCAUGCCCGCAGUUGAGGCCGCCAUCGCGGCGCGAAACCCCUCUCUUGACUUUCGCAUUGUUAUGAUUGCACAUGAUCAAGGUCUUGUUGCCCGCAGUGUGGAGCUCAAACCACUCUCCAAGAGGAUAUCGCUGUGGGUACUGACAUAUACUCGCGACGAUACCUUCACUCUCUUUGACCGCUCGCAGGAGGCUUAUACUGAUAUUGUUUUGCACAGUGUCAACGAGGAGAACUGGCCGCUCGAUCCAACGACGGUGCCACAGCCCGUCGGACUGACGGAGUCCGAGGCGGAUUAUCAGCAGUGCGUUUUGCGGAAGGCUGAUGGAACAGACGUAAGUUUCGAAUCCUUAACGGCCAGUGGGUUUCCAUGGCGCAGCCAUACCAACCUUUCUCUUAUCGACGGUGUGGCUAGUGUGGGCGGCACUUGCACUGGUAUUGGUAGCACAAAGUGCGUUGGUGGACGCUGCGCGUUUUGCAGUAACACAGAUUAUCACAAGGCUGGGCGACCGUUUCACAGUGAGCGUCCCUUCACGAUAGAGGAGGAUGAGUUGAUACUGGUUCAUCUUUACCGCAUCCUCACCGGUGGGGACAAAGUAGAGGCAGUUGAAGACCUUGCUCACCAGAUGAAACGGGGUGCGUUUGAAGUAAUCUGUCGAAUUCAGCAUUUGACAAACUCCAGUGUGAAGAUAAUGGAUUACUCAAGUGAUGGAGCGUGA
Messenger RNA from Trypanosoma brucei brucei TREU927, 1143 nucleotides. RefSeq lists its product as hypothetical. Lineage: Eukaryota; Euglenozoa; Kinetoplastea; Trypanosomatida; Trypanosomatidae. Bases 1 to 1143 code for a protein of 380 amino acids. The record is from RefSeq and is a predicted model, not a curated record. The transcript has a single exon.